Messenger RNA from Daphnia magna, 1700 nucleotides. RefSeq names its product speckle-type POZ protein-like. The record is from RefSeq and is a predicted model, not a curated record. Lineage: Eukaryota; Metazoa; Arthropoda; Branchiopoda; Diplostraca; Daphniidae. Gene Ontology annotation, biological process: regulation of proteolysis; proteasome-mediated ubiquitin-dependent protein catabolic process. Gene Ontology annotation, cellular component: nucleus; cytoplasm. The coding region runs from base 373 to 1341 and encodes 322 amino acids. Gene Ontology annotation, molecular function: ubiquitin protein ligase binding. The transcript is spliced from 2 exons.
UCCCCUUCAAUCGUCAGCAGUUUCAACGGAGGUUAGGGUUGAUAAGUUCAUUUAGCUAUGGUGCUUCCCUUCGAUUGUUUGUUCACGUUCUGAGUUAAAUUCACAUUCCAUGUGAUGCAGUUUCAUUAGUUCUACGCCGUUGAAAGUGAUCAUCAUUCAAGCAAAGAUGCUAAAUGUUUUUAUUCCCUAGUUGUUUUUGCCUUUUUUCUGUGUAAAUUCAUCGUUCUCCAAACGUUGCCAGCUGCUUGGAUCCUUCCUCUAUUUUCUCCCUACAUUUGCACAACAAUUUGAACUUUUCUAACCCUCACUUUCUCACGAACGUCUUCAUUCGUCUUCUGCUCUUCACAGCGAAUAGUUGAACAUUUCACUUGGAUGACGUUCAGCAAGUCACUUGCUGAUUCUUCUCAAUCAGCAAUGAACCAAAUCUCAAAGAAAACAUCAUCUAGUGAACCAGUUAAGGCUUUGAUGUCCCAAAAUUGGUGUAGUACCGAGUAUGAAAUCGAUAAAGUCGAUUUCGAAUGGAACGUUCGAGUUGCUUGUUUUGAAUCCUUGAAUGAAUUUUUUGGAUCUCCGUCCACGUCUUUUUUCCCAUCUAAAAGAAAUCCUUGUUUGAAGUGGACAUUAACAUUUUCUGAAGAUAGUCCUGGCUUCAGAAUUCUGCUGGAGUCGUACACGCCGCACUCGGAUCUUGCUGUUUUGGACGAACCUGUUCGUGUCAAAGUGUCGCUCUUAAACAUCAAACGCGAGAUGCUGCUCCCGAAAGUGACUGUUUUACCGAAAGGUUCCAAAGUAUAUCAUGAAGUUCUUCAUCUGGACAAAAAAACUCUUAACGAAUGCCUCCAGAAAGAUGGAAGUUUCAGCAUCUAUUGCGAAAUUGAAAUGUGGAUGUCAAAAGAAAAUUGCUCGGGCGUAUUUUCUUGUCCAGGAGCUUCACGGGAUGUCGAAACCGUCGUACCUCAACUUGAUCUGCAAGUUCCACCUAAAAAGAAAAAGAUACGCCGCAGGAAGAAAAAGAACUCGAUCGAAGAACUCUUUAAAAAGAUGAAUUUAAGUGAUGUUACACUUGUUGUCGGAGGCCGCGAAUUCCAUGUCAACAAGACGGUCAUUGCUUCCAGAAGCCCAGUUUUAGCCGCUUUCUUUAAGACACCAGAUGAAUCGUCAACGCGUGUGGAAGUCAAAGACGUCGAUCCUGACGUGUUCCAGGAAGUCUUGCGUUUCAUCUACACGGGUAAAGUACCCUUGGACAAGAUGGCGAAGAUGGAACCCGAAAUCUACGUUGCUGCGCACAAGUUUCAGCUGGAUGCCUUGAAAUAUGAAUGCGUUAAUUACAAGGUUAAAUAAAGUCAUCUGGUAACUGAUUACUGGAAUGACUGGAGACUCCCGAUCAGCGCCUUCCAGCCCAAAUGAAGUGGCGUGCCGUCAAAUUUUCCCAGAAGGACAUUGAAGAGAUUCUGCUACACCUUUAAACGGAGAUAAGAGUUCAGAAUUCGAUGGAUGUUUGUUAGGGCUGGUGGAGAGUUUAAUUGACUUGACCAACAAGACCCCAGAUUUCCUGUAAAAACAAGUUAAUAGAGAAAUAAAAGGCAUCUAGAAAAAUGGAAAAUGUCAUCAUCAAAUUUUUUCCUUGUUGCAUCGAGUGCAAUUCAACUUUUCAACUAACAAAAUGAAUGCAAACAAACCACGAAAAAAAAAAGUUGUUU